Messenger RNA from Solanum tuberosum (potato), 1801 nucleotides. RefSeq names its product F-box/FBD/LRR-repeat protein At1g13570-like. The coding region runs from base 981 to 1649 and encodes 222 amino acids. The record is from RefSeq and is a predicted model, not a curated record. The transcript has 4 exons. Lineage: Eukaryota; Viridiplantae; Streptophyta; Magnoliopsida; Solanales; Solanaceae.
UCUCUUUCUCUUCUCCCUUCUUCCUAAAUUCUGAUUCACUUCUCAUCUCUUCUCUACAGGUCUAAUGAUGGCUAUGGAGUAUUGCUUAGUUCAGUUAGCUUAGUUCAUCGUAGUUAAUUUUACUCUUGUAAUCAUAAUCCAUUUAGCAUUUAUAAAUCAGAAAACUGUCCCAAAAUCUGAAUUCCUUUUCCUUUUCUGCAAUUGUGAUUUUGGAUCAUAACAUAAGAUGUGAAAACGGCUACACAUUUUACUAUUUCCGGCUUUCGAUAUCUCACAGACUCUCAGUACAGAGUUGUUGACAAACUUGUUUGGUUAGACCAUGAGGAAUGCUUCGACAUCUGGUGUAGAUACAAUUAGCAAUUUGCCUUGUAAUGUUCUCGAUGUUAUUCUUGGGUGCUUGCCUUGGAAAGAUGCAGUGAAGACCAGUAUCUUGUCAAAAGACUGGAGGUACAAAUGGGUAACACGUCAAGAACUUGAUUUUAAUGAUGAGUUUUUCAAGUCUUUCAAACAAGAUGAAGAAGCCAAGAGAAUCAUUUACCAAGUCCUAUUAGUCCAUAAAGGACCAAUACUGAAGUUUAGACUCUGUAGGAUUACGAGUUGUACUGAUAUUGAUCAUUGGAUGCACUUCUUAUCGAAGAAAAAUGUUCAGGAAUUCACCCUUCAUGUAAGCUUAGGAAACAAAUAUCAUUCACCUCAUCAUCCUUUUACAUUCCAGCAACUAAGGUUUUUGGAACUUCAAGAUUGCUUGUUCCACCCUCCACUCGGUUUCAAAGGGUUUGAGAAGCUUAUUAAUCUCGAUCUUGUGUGUGUCACUUUUGAUCCAUCAAUAUUUACUUAUCUCAUCUCUAAAAGCCCGUUGCUUGAAUGAUUGAGGUUUGCGUUGCUGCACAAACUUUGACAUCCUUGAAAUUGAUGCCGCUAAUCUCAAAUUCUUUGAGUUUAUUGGAAAAACAAAAUCCAUUUCCUUCAAGAACGCUCCUAUGCUUGAAAAAGUUACUGUGGCUUUCCUUGGACGACGACUUUUGACUGAUACAUCUCAUGUUUGCUCUAAUUUCCCAAAGUUCUUCCAUUACAUGCCUUCACUGCUGGAACUGGAUAUAUGCGGUACAAUAUUAGAGUACUUGAUCAAGGGAGGUAUACCAGAGAGUCCCCCAACUGCUCUGAACAAUAUCAAAUCUCUCACUAUUUUGUCCAUGUCUUUAAGAAACGCCGAGGUGGUUUCAAGUGCAGUUUACUUGAUUACAAGCUGUCCUAAAUUACAAGAUCUUACAAUUGACUUUUACCAAGUGUGGGUGGGGGAUAUUGUUGAACCUGUUGUACAGUUGCUACGAGCCCAAUCAUCCUCAAGCGGUGCUUUGAAGCUUCAAAGAGUUCAAGUGAACAUGUUUACUGGUCUCGAGAUGGAAAUGGAGUUUAUGAAGUUUAUAUUGGCAUCUGCACCUGUACUUGAGGAGAUCUUCAUUUGGAAUUGUACACGUUUCCUUUUUCGUUCGUGUAAACAAAUGAUCGAUGAGAUGAAACAAUUCCGCAGAGCAUCAACCAAUGUUGAAUUCCAUUUGAAGAAAUCGAUAUGGAAGGUGGAUAUGAACAUGAAGAAGUCAUGGAAGUGCCAUGAUUUUGCUAACAUAUUAUUUUUUUGUAGCACUUAGUUUGCCUGUUAUGCCCUGUCUUGUAUGUCUAAUAUUAUGCAGUAUAUAUGUGCUUGGCUAAGUAAGUUUUAACAGUUUGAUGAACUAUGACUCUACUUGUAAUGGUCACUGUAUUACUAUGUUAUUCCGAUUUUGGCCCCUGUGUUAUACAA